UACGGCGGAAGGCAUCGAAAGGGUGUCCGUCCGUCCCAUUAUUGCCGGAGCGGCACGAAUAUCGCCCGCAAAGCUCUCCAGGCGUUAGAAGGCGUAAAAUGGGUUGAAAAGGACGCCAACACUGGAGGCCGAAGAAUGACGAGCCAAGGAGUGCGCGAUUUGGACAGAAUUGCUGCCCAACUGAGGAGUGCGACCAAAGCCAGACUCCUGGCCGAGGCUGCGGCCGCGUCUUUGACCGUCUUCAAAUACUCUAACUCUACUUUAACUGCUCUGUUUGUGUUGACCACUGGUAUUGUCGGCGGAAUCUAUUUGUAUCGUCAGUUCGCCCAAUACAGAUUGCGACACUUCAGAGGCUGGUGUACUGUAGUAUCCCAUAUGUGGAUCAAUCGGGUCGCUAAAGAAAUGCGCCAAUCGAUGGGCGAGCAGUUGGAAGCGGCCGAUUCCAAGUAUUUCGAUGAAGAGUUUGAUAUAGACGUGGAGUUUGAACAAUACGAACGAAUAGAAGUCCCAAACUUUUCUCAUGGAAGAAGAGGACGAUUUGUUCACGACUUCGCAAAGUUACAAAUUCUUUAA
Medioppia subpectinata is the source of this 573-nucleotide messenger RNA. NCBI's taxonomy places the organism in Eukaryota, Metazoa, Arthropoda, Arachnida, Sarcoptiformes, Oppiidae. The record is from the annotation of a GenBank genome assembly.